AUGGCGGCAACGCCUGAUACCGCCCUUCUUCGUAUUGGAGACCUCAAAGUUGAUGUCGUGGAGGUGAAGGGCUUCGAGUACCGCACGUUCACGGAUGGUUGCGUGAGCUCUGCCAGCAGCGGCCAAGUAUCCACCAGCGGUGCGUCGGGAUCGAGCCUGCAAUCCUCCUCGCCGCUCGGGCUCUUUUGCUCCGUGCUCUUCGAAGGCGAAGAGCAGCGGACGCCGGCCACGCUCGACUCCACAUGGAACUGCCCGCUUGAAUUUGGAGUGGACGGUACGGAGCAAGACGAGGGCCUCGUCGUGGUCGUGAAGGAGCGAAAGGAGACGGGCAAGAAGGGCGUCUUGCGAGAGGACGAACUCGGUCGGGUGGUCGUGCCCCUGGCCGACCUCGAGCUCAUGCAAGCGCGCGACCAUUGGUAUCCGCUGGUGACCAAAACAAAGGGAACCACCGCUGCGAUCCGGCUCGUGAUCACCUACACCUUCUCUCGCGUGGACGAUCUGAUCAAUAUUUUCUCCGAGCCGGUGCGGGAGAGCGCCAAGCCGCAGAAGCUGAGCCUCAGCAUGCUCCAGUACAAUAUUAUGCGCGUGAUCAUCGCCCUGUUCCCGCUGUUCCGGAUCAUCAAGCAGCUCAUCGAUCUGUUCAAAUGGGAGCGCCCCGCGGCGUCCAUGCUGGCCCUCCUCUUGUUCGUGUUCUGUUGCCUGUUCGACUUCGUUGCGUCGCUCACGUUCGCGCUGGGCUCGGCGCAUUUCAUCCACCAAUAUGUGCAGCACUACCGCCAGCGACGGUUGGAGCAGGACGUGGAGGCGGACGACGAGCUCUCGAAGGACGCGUGGAAGGACUGGAAGGCCGAAAAGCAGAAAAAGGCGACCAAGGAGAAGGGCAAGGAGAAGGAGAGGAACAAGGUCAAGGAGAAGAAGGCCGGCAUCUUCACCAAGAUGCGGAGGGUGCAACUCAUCUCGGGCAAGAUCGCCGAUAGGAUCGAACCCAUUCGAGCUCUGUGGGAUUGGAAGGACCCGAAGAAGUCCAAGGCGGUCAUGUACAUUCUCAUCUUCGCCACCAUUCUGUUCCUCUUCGUCUCCUUUUGGCUGUGCUUCCGCUAUGCGCUCCUCUGCCUCGGCGUCUAUAUGUUCACGCUCAACCCGCUCUACAACAAAUUCCCGCGCUUCAAGCGACGUUACCAUGUCUCGAUCCUUAUCAAGAGGCUCAAGAACCAGAUCAUACCGCACACCGUGGCCUUUAUCUUGGUCAAGCUUCGCCUCCGCAAUGCCCUGUCCGCCAAGAACAAGCACUUGAGGUUGGCCGAGCUGAGCAAGGGUUGCGUGCAAGCGGGCUACCUGGUUAAACUGUCGUCGGUGGGCAACAUCUGGAAGCGGCGCUACUUCGUCCUCAAGGACACCCAGUUGCUCUACUUCAACUCUUCUUCCCCGCAAGAGAAACUGGUGGCGUGGAUCGACCUGCGUCCGUGCGGCAUCAUCAACCUGGAGAACAACCUGAUGAAGAACCGGCCCUACUCGUUCGACCUGUUCGACACGGCGAUCCCGCGGCAUUACCUGCUCGCCGCCAACGACGAGAAAGAGAAGGAGGAGUGGGUGGCCAGCUUCAGCAUGGUCCUCAACCACCAGCCCCUGCUCGAGGGCGCCUCCACGCUCGUGACCCAGCCCAGCGGCGCCUCGUCGACCACAACCGCCGCGCCGCCGUCCGACGUCCCCAAGAACCUCGACUUCCUGCUCGCCGGCGCAUCGGCCUCAGCCUCAUCAACUGCCGCGGCCAAG
Messenger RNA from Acanthamoeba castellanii str. Neff, 1773 nucleotides. RefSeq names its product PH domain containing protein. The transcript is spliced from 13 exons. The record is from RefSeq and is a predicted model, not a curated record. Lineage: Eukaryota; Discosea; Longamoebia; Acanthamoebidae. The annotation marks the transcript as partial. Gene Ontology annotation, biological process: apoptotic process; negative regulation of toll-like receptor 9 signaling pathway.